Molecule: messenger RNA, 911 nt
Organism: Delphinapterus leucas (beluga whale)
Lineage: Eukaryota; Metazoa; Chordata; Mammalia; Artiodactyla; Monodontidae
Gene: NUTF2
Product: nuclear transport factor 2
Biological process (GO): nucleocytoplasmic transport
Source: RefSeq, a predicted model, not a curated record
UGCAGCGGGGUGGCAAGGGAAGGCAGGGGGGAAGGGACAGUCGGUCGCAGACCGCGCUGGGUUGCCGCCGCCGCUGCCGCCAUCGUGCCAGCCCGUCGGGUCUCAACGAGGCCGGGUGACGCUCCAGAAUGGGAGACAAGCCAAUUUGGGAGCAGAUUGGAUCCAGCUUCAUUCAACAUUACUACCAGUUAUUUGAUAACGACAGAACCCAACUAGGCGCAAUUUAUAUUGACGCGUCAUGCCUUACGUGGGAAGGACAGCAAUUCCAGGGGAAAGCUGCCAUUGUGGAGAAAUUGUCUAGCCUUCCGUUCCAGAAAAUCCAGCAUAGCAUCACGGCGCAGGACCAUCAGCCCACGCCAGAUAGCUGCAUCAUCAGCAUGGUUGUGGGCCAGCUCAAGGCCGAUGAAGACCCCAUCAUGGGGUUCCACCAGAUGUUCCUAUUAAAGAACAUCAAUGAUGCUUGGGUUUGCACCAAUGACAUGUUCAGGCUUGCCCUGCACAACUUCGGCUGACCUCCUCCCAGCCAGGCACUCAUGCUGUUUCCUCCUCCCUCCUCUUCCCGAUAUUAUUCAUGCUCCUCCAGAUGCUCCAAAUAUCAUACACAAAUGAGCAGGGCCGCGGUGGGAGUGGGCGCAGUGCGCUACUGCUGCCGAGGUAUUGUGCAUGAUGUUUGGACGCUAGACUAGUUGCAUCUGAUGGGAGAAGUUUGUGUUGUACCAGCGCAUGCCUUGGAAAGACUUAAGUAAUGCGAAAGGUUGUCUUUUUUUUUUUUUUUUUUUAAUCUACUGACAAGUUGCUCUAGUAACCCAAAGAAGUGAAGGAGAAAGCAGCUGCCUCACCACCGAGAUAUUGAUUUGUUCAGAUGUUUCAAUGCCUCAUGAUACAAUAAAACCACAAAAAUUUUCUUAACA